UAUUCCCAUCACACUCACCGCUACCUACCCCAUCUGUGUGGGAAUAGCUGGCCAGGUCCCCGGCAUCUGCAAACCUACCAGGCACCUGUGCGCGCCUAGUCCGACUCACAGUCAUCCCCGGACUGAGCAACGGGCUCUUUCUCCCCCUUUAUCUUUCUCCUUCAUAGCGGUGCAGCUUGGAGACAAGGGGUCUAGAGAGGAGUGAGGGAGGACAGGCAAAGGCGCUGGAGGUGAACCGGGGGAAGAGGACCAGCUGGACGGGGCGGGGUCUCAGCAGCCUCCUCCCACGGCGGGACUAGGGGGACUUGCGGGCCACCGGUCUCCACCUGUUGCAUUUCAAUGCGCGUGGGCAGAGGAGGAGUUGCAGAAGGGAGAAGGUGGGAUCUGCUGCUCGGUAACUGAGCCAAGGGGGUUCUUGGCAAGGAUCUGGAGGUGGGGGAGUCUGGGCAGCCUAGAGGGAUCAGUCCCCGACGGGGCGGCCUCGGAAGAGAGGAAGAUCCGCGGCUCAGCUGCUUCUUCCAGCCGCUUGGAGUGCACCCAGGGACCGGAGAAAGAAGCCCGGAGCACUGUGGUAGCAGAAGCCCCUCGAGUCUCUGGGCCAUGGAAGAGAGAUCGGAUAGCUCCAGUCCAUUAUUUCUACUGGUGCAGAGAGUUCCACAAAUCUGAGAACUGAGCGAAGAAAAAGUCAAUUGGGAUUCUGUGGUGCUGAAAGAAUGGUUGAAUCCAUUGAGAUCCUAUGCAAGGAACAUCAGAAACUGGAGUCAUAAAUGCUGGAAGGGAGUUUAGAGCCCAGACCAACCAGUUAUUAUACAGAAGAUACUGCUGGGUAAGAAUUUCAAGUCUGGGAGGAAAGAGUGAGCCUAAACUUUAGCCUGCGGAGGAUGAGACUUUUGGAGAUUCAAGAGGGUUGAGGUUUCUCUUUGUCCACUCGGAAACAAGAAUCUCCUCCCUAGCCCUUGUCACUAAGAACCAAAAAUAUUGAGAACAGUGAAACUGGGGAGGAGAGAGAAGGAGGAUCUGAAACUGGGCAGCAAGGAACAAACCAGCUUGGGGAGGAGGCAAUAAAUAGCCAAGAACUGCAUGCAGCAUGUAGGUCUUUGGAAGACAUCUGGUGGGGUAAGAAGAAGGUCAGGACUACCGCUGUCUUUUCCCCUAAGAUACAAAGGCACCCUCAAACUGUAGAACUAAGCCACCGAUCUGAGGGAAACCCCCCAUAUUUCUUUGAAAGUGACUACUAUGGGUAGUGCCAGGAAUCCCCGUUGUGACCAAGAUCAUUGUAAGGGGUCCCAUCAUCUCACACUAUAAAAACAAAUCCUUUCCAAUCAUUUGGCUGCCCAUCCUUUCUGUGCCAGUUAUCUCCCUCCCCAGCCCCUUCCUGAUACCACAGUGGGUUGGAGAGGACCAGGUUGGACAUCAUUUCCUUAGGGACCUUGCCAGCCAUGGGAUGUCAAGGGUGCUGCUGCUGUUGGAGUGCUGGGCACCUGAACCAAGACAAUGCCAGGUUCUUGCUCCUGGCUGCCUUGAUUGUCCUGUACAUGGUGUGUGGGGCAGCUGUCUUCUCAGCAAUUGAGAGAGCUCAGGAGUGCAGGGCAAAGGAGCAGUGGGAGGAGAAGUUACUAAACUUUAGCCUCAACCAUAAUCUGAGCCUGGAUGAGAUUCGAGGUUUUCUCCGGGAAUAUGAGGAGGCCACAGCUGCUGGAAUCCGAAUCGGUGACAGCCGGCCUCGGUGGGACUUUACUGGUGCUUUCUAUUUUGUAGGCACUGUGGUGUCCACCAUAGGUUUUGGCAUGACAACACCAGCAACUGUUGGAGGCAAAGUUUUUCUGAUAUUUUAUGGUCUUAUUGGAUGUGCAGGUACCAUCUUAUUCUUCAACCUCUUCUUAGAACGUCUGAUUACAGUCAUUGCCUACAUCAUGAAGUCAUGCCAUGAGAGGCAGCUCCGAAAGAAGGGGAUCCUGCAGUCUGAUAACCAAAGAAGCUCUGGGACCUCAGAGGCUGACAGCAUGGUGGGAUGGAAGCCCUCUGUGUAUUAUGUCAUGCUUAUCCUGUGCAUGGCAUCCCUCAUCAUCUCCUGUUGUGCCUCUGCCAUGUACACACCCAUUGAAGGUUGGAGCUACUUUGAUUCUCUUUAUUUCUGUUUUGUGGCAUUUAGCACCAUUGGCUUUGGUGACCUUGUCAGUAGCCAGAAUGCCCAGUAUGAGAGCCAAGGACUCUAUCGCUUUGGCAAUUUUAUCUUCAUCCUCAUGGGCGUCUGCUGCAUUUAUUCCUUGUUCAACGUGAUCUCCAUCCUCAUCAAGCAGUCUGUCAACUGGAUUUUGAAGAAAAUGGAAUGCCAGUGUUGCCAGUGCCAAAGAAAGGCCUUACUCUUACGGAGAAAUGUGGUCACUCCCAGCAAUGUGCGGAGUGGACAAGAAAUCUCUAUUGAGACAGAUGGUGUGAUUGAGAGUGAAACAGAUGGACGUCGCCUCUCAGGAGAGAUGAUCUCCAUGAAGGACUUCUUAGCCUCCAACAAAGUCUCACUAGCCAUACUGCAGAAGCAAUUGUCAGAAACAGCCAAUGGAUGUCCUCGACAAGCCAGCAUGUCAGCUCGACACAAAGGAUUCUCGGGAGGGGUGGGGGCCCUGGCAAUCAUGAACAACAGACUGGCAGAAACAAGUGGGGACAGAUAAGAGAGAAACUCUGGACACUGAAAGCUAAGCAGAGUGGGAAAGACAGAAGUUUUCAUCAAAGAAGCCAAGGGAACUCUGCCCUAGAGGCCUUUGGCAAGAGCUCCUUAACACUGCCUACACUUUGGCAUCAUCUAAAGUCUUUGACCCUUGACAGAACCUUGUUUCCCCAAAAGUCUGCCUUCUGAUGGACCUGUAUUGAAUGAGAUACCAUCAUAUUUCUGCCAUCUUUUCCCCCUAUAUAUUCCUUAAAUCUGGGACUAGCUCUAAAAACUAAUCACAGAAGCAUCACAGAGAAGGUUUAAUUCUCUUCUUCUGGGUCAGAUAAUGCCUUAAAAUUGCCUUAUAUUUGUAAAAUGCUUUACACUUUGUAAAAUGAGUUCCAUUUACAGUAUCCCAGUUGCUCUUCACAAAUGGGUAGCCUUCUGAGGUGUGCAGGGCAAGAAUUAUUGUCCUUGCUGUGAAAAAAUAGGUGAGGAAAUCAGCUCAAAAGCCAAGCUUACAGGACAGUUAGAAGCAGUAGAAGUGGGCCUACAGUCCUGGACCCAGGUUAGCUCUCCUGUGCUUUGUUAAAUGUCAUAUAGAAUAGUCCAGUUCAGUUGAUGAGGAGGAGAGGAAAGGGAUGAUCAUAAAUUUUAAGGCUUAAUUUCUUGCUACUAAUUAUUCCUCAGAUGGAAGGAGGACCUUGAUUCUUGCUUUGUGACUUUAAGAGUUACUGACCUGUUAGCAAAUGUCCAUCUACACCAUUUCUACGAACCCACUGGCUGAUCUCCAGUCCUUCUUGCCUCCAUCCCCAGACUUCUCACACUCUGCUUUGAAAGGGAAUUGUUGCUACUCAGAGUUAGGAGCUCAGGGAGUAGCAUUUACAAGUCCAGAAGGAAAAAAAAACAAACAUAUUUAUUUCAUAUACAUGGAUUCUGGUGGUUUUUUAAUGGUGUUUUUUCCUUUACGGUUGCUAGCUGACUGAGUGAGAAUUGGCCAGGCAGACAGAGUCCAUUUCAAGCCUUUGUAAUGAAAUGAGAAAAACACUCCUC
Molecule: messenger RNA, 3700 nt
Organism: Monodelphis domestica (gray short-tailed opossum)
Lineage: Eukaryota; Metazoa; Chordata; Mammalia; Didelphimorphia; Didelphidae
Gene: KCNK13
Product: potassium two pore domain channel subfamily K member 13
Biological process (GO): stabilization of membrane potential; potassium ion transmembrane transport
Cellular component (GO): plasma membrane
Molecular function (GO): potassium ion leak channel activity; outward rectifier potassium channel activity
Source: RefSeq, a predicted model, not a curated record